Messenger RNA from Cariama cristata (Red-legged seriema), 1228 nucleotides. RefSeq lists its product as uncharacterized. The transcript is spliced from 7 exons. The record is from RefSeq and is a predicted model, not a curated record. The coding region runs from base 83 to 1228 and encodes 381 amino acids. NCBI's taxonomy places the organism in Eukaryota, Metazoa, Chordata, Aves, Cariamiformes, Cariamidae.
CUUUGUGCUUCAUAGCAGAGACUCAUUUUGUGACUCAGGCGUGCUUAGCACCUCUUCUUCUCCAGAAAUUGACCAUCUGAUAAUGAGAACGUGUAAAGAGCAUGCCAGAAAAGUCAGCCACCAAGAUCCAGAGAGCAAAAAGCAAGCUGAGUACUACAGCCAGGAGGCAGAUGCUGUGCAGGGUCAUACAGCUUCCCUUGAAGAAUUCAGUGUCCCUCAGGAAAAAAGUCCUGAUGAACAUUUUGACCAGAGUGAAAGGCAAUCUCUGGAAAAGGAACCUACCCCAGAGACAGACCUUCCCAGGGAAAGCACUUUUCCCACCACAGGUCCCAUAGAAGAGCCAAAGACAAUUGCUGACAAUUUCCCUGAGAACUCUGGCAGCAUGCAAGACCUUCAGACCCAUGGACAUCAGCUGAAGAAGUACCCCACAAGCGACAGUCUGGAUGAAUACAUGGAUGAAUGCUGUAGACUGAGUGAGGCGAACCAAGGUAACAGCAAAGCCCUGGGAUCUGGUCUGGGAUACCUGGAACACAUUUGCCAACUGAUUGAGAAGAUUGGGCAGCUGCAGGAGCACAACCUGCGUCUCCAAAAGCAAGUGUGCAGCUUGCAGAAAGAGCAGAAGAUGAGCCAGAUAAAAGAGGAGUACCUUCUGCAGCAUUGCUCCUGUGGAGCUGCCAGUGUCUUCCUCAACUCGUACCAAGACGUGAAGACAUUUUUUGCUGGAAGGAGCAGACCUCACAGCCUCUUGGUUCAGACUGGAAAUCCUUCUGAUCUUUCCAUCAUCCCAGAAAUAGGAGUGAAUGCUGAAAAGCUGAGCAGCUGCAAUGGAAGUGAGAGAUACCCGGAAUCAGGAAACAGCCAGCCGAUGGUGGGGCUCAGGAAGUCGUCAAACAAUAGGAACAACAAGGAGAAUGAGUUCAGAGAAGCUGGUAGUAUGGCUGAAGGGCAGGCUUUUCCAUCAAAGGACCCUGCAGUAAGAAAGGGUCUGGACAUCAGCAAGAACAUCUCGGGUGAGAGCCAUCCGUGGGGGAGAAUGAGAGAUCUUAUGAGGAAGACACGGCUGAAAAACCAGAACAAGCUGGGGCUGUCCUCUGCUGCUCUGAAGAGAUCCUGCCCACAGUUGUACAGGCCAGAUACUAUGUCUUCAGAGCUGAGGAAAACUGAGAGGAACUCCAUGAUUGUUCUGGGGCAAAAUACAAAGAAUGAAAACAUGUGGCCUUUCGGAUAA